CCCGUAUCCGAAUUUCCGUUGCUUGAGCAUCACGACGUGACACAUUUAAUGCAAAGAGAUUGCUGUCGAUUCGAUUCUUCUGCUCAAAAAUGAAUCAGACCUAGCAGACACACACCAGUUUCAACCGUCUCUCUUCCUCUCAUCCCAAAGGCUCCCAACACAAAAUAACUCAUCAAAGCCUUUACUGUUCAAUUGGGUUUUGGCUCUUGUCUUGAUGGCAUUCCUUCCCUCGCGUUUUAAGAAGAAGAAAGCUCUCAAAGGAGAUUUUGAUCUGCUCGAGUGUUCCAAAGUCGAUGUUGGGAUGACAGAACAAGAGUGUAACUUACCUCCAGGCUAUAGGUUUUCUCCGGUCGAUGAUGAAUUGGUUCUGUUUUACUUGUUUAACAAAAUUGUUGGUCGUAAUAUACCAUUAACUGAUGUUGUCAAAGAGAUUGAUCUGUAUGAGCAUGAUCCGGAUCAGCUACCCCAAGAUGAUUACAGACAUGGUACCAAGCGCUGUGAAGCUUAUUAUUUCACCAAUGUCGAACAAGUUUACAGUAGGGAAGGGAAGGUCACUAAGAGAACUACAAAGGGUGGUUACUGGAAAGUAACUAGUGAGGGAAAGAAAGUUACAUAUGGGGAUGACGAAAUAGUUGUUGGGUUUAAAACGUCUAUGUUAUUCAAUAAAGGACAUGUUCCAGCACCAAGAGGGACCAUAAGCUCCUUUAUCAUGCAUGAGUAUAGAGUUAAUCCCAGUAUAGUUCCUGUUGAUGUGCUUAAUGACAGCAUAAGGGCAAAGAUUGAGAGAUUUGUGGUAUGCAAAAUUGUAAACAAAGAGAAAGAGGCUCGUCAAGAGGGUCCUCCCGCAUAUAAACUUCCACCAGAACUGCCUAGCCAUGAAGAUGAGGAAUCAAGUUGAUAUGGCCGAAAUAGAGAAUGCUGGCUUUGUAUUAGGACCAAUUUGUUAGUUCUGAUUUCAAGUUUCUGGAUCUUUGAUGUAAAGCAAGUUGCUUAGUC
Fragaria vesca subsp. vesca is the source of this 996-nucleotide messenger RNA. Its product is annotated as NAC domain-containing protein 68-like. Gene Ontology annotation, molecular function: DNA binding. The transcript has 4 exons. Gene Ontology annotation, biological process: regulation of DNA-templated transcription. The record is from RefSeq and is a predicted model, not a curated record. Bases 215 to 898 code for a protein of 227 amino acids. NCBI's taxonomy places the organism in Eukaryota, Viridiplantae, Streptophyta, Magnoliopsida, Rosales, Rosaceae.